Molecule: messenger RNA, 1710 nt
Organism: Epinephelus moara (kelp grouper)
Lineage: Eukaryota; Metazoa; Chordata; Actinopteri; Perciformes; Serranidae
Gene: bckdhb
Product: branched chain keto acid dehydrogenase E1 subunit beta
Exons: 11
Coding region: 37-1215 (392 amino acids)
Biological process (GO): response to nutrient; branched-chain amino acid catabolic process
Molecular function (GO): catalytic activity
Source: RefSeq, a predicted model, not a curated record
UCAUUUUGCCCUUCCUGCUCAGGCAUAACAACAGUCAUGGCGGCCGCUGCACGGUUCUUCGUCCGAGGUGCACACUCGAAACUUUCCAUCUCCGGUGUUGGCACCGGGGCUCACAGCUCGUUUGGGGCCAUUCUGCUCAAAUUGUCUCCGAGCUCUAACUCCCGUACAAAGACACAACGAAGACAUGCCUCGCACUUUACCUUCCAGCCUGACCCCGUCCCGACACAAUAUGGUCCUACCCAGAAGAUGAACUUGUUCCAGUCGGUUACAAGUGCCUUGGACAACACUCUUGCCAGUGAUCCAACAGCAGUCAUCUUUGGGGAAGAUGUUGCCUUUGGUGGAGUAUUCCGAUGCACAGUGGGUCUGAGAGACAAAUAUGGUAAGGACAGAGUCUUCAACACUCCCCUUUGUGAACAGGGGAUUGUGGGAUUUGGUAUUGGUGUAGCCGUUGCUGGUGCCACAGCCAUUGCUGAGAUCCAGUUUGCUGACUACAUCUACCCUGCUUUUGACCAGAUAGUCAAUGAAGCUGCCAAGUACCGCUACCGUUCUGGCAACUUGUUUGACUGUGGCAACCUCACCAUUCGGGCUCCAUGGGGAUGUGUUGGCCACGGGUCACUUUACCACUCUCAAAGCCCCGAGGCCUUCUUCGCCCACUGCCCUGGCAUUAAGGUUGUAAUACCUCGUAGUCCAGUGCAGGCCAAGGGGCUCCUCCUCUCCUGCAUCGCUGACCAAAACCCCUGCAUAUUCUUUGAGCCCAAGAUCUUGUACAGAGCAGCAGUGGAGCAGGUUCCCGUGGAGCCGUACACCAUCCCACUCUCGCAGGCCGAGGUCUUACAGGAAGGAAGUGAUGUCACUCUGGUUGCCUGGGGGACACAGAUCCAUGUGAUGAGGGAGGUGGCCAAUAUGGCUCAAGAGAAACUGGGAGUGUCGUGCGAGCUCAUCGAUCUACAGACCAUCCUGCCCUGGGACACUGAAACCGUUUGCAAGUCAGUGGUGAAAACCGGACGUUUGCUCAUCAGUCAUGAGGCACCAUUAACCGGAGGCUUCGCUGCUGAAAUCGGCUCUACAGUACAGGAGGAGUGCUUCCUCAACCUGGAGGCUCCCAUCAGUAGGGUCUGCGGUUAUGACACCCCCUUCCCUCACAUCUUUGAACCCUUCUACAUCCCAGACAAGUGGAAGUGCUUCGAAGCAAUUAAGAGGAUGAUCAACUACUGAAUCCUCAUCAGAGCCGACUUCUGGUAGCCCUGAACUCCACGCUCUCUCCUUUUCCCCUUCAUUCAUCAAUCAGUGGAGAGCGGCCAGGAAAAGACACUUUGUUGACCAUCCAAUCAGGAAGCAGCAUCCAGAUGGGCUCCAUGUCCCCCUGUGUCUUCCAGCUGACAGACUGUUACAGCACCUCUGCAUUGGGAAACUUCAUUUUGUUGCAAGGGAAAAAAUGACUUGAUCCACUCUAUAUGGUGAAACUCUACUUUGGCGUUAAUAUUAUGCACAUAAUUUGAUUUCCUCCUAAAUAAGAGUUGUAUACUGAUAAAACUUUCAUAGUAUUUUGAAUUUGUGACUGUCUGCCUUUCUGUGCUGUUACCUUUUGAUUGAAUGUGUCCAGCUCUGCUUUAAUCUUUAUCUAGUUUGACAUGAACUGAACCUUAUUGUACUAAUAUAGUGGAUCUGUGGUUUUUAAGGAAAAUAAAGUAAUUUGAAUUGGUGAAAACA